AAGCGAAGAGUGGUAGCGGGUAGGAGCGAAAUGCUCUUUCGUCUGUGCCCCAUGCAAAUCAUGUUCGUAAUGAUAUAAUGAGAAGCCUUUCGGAGAUUUUCUCGCCUUUCCGACCUCACCACUAAUAUGGGUUUAUUUGAAGGAUAUUUUGGAUCUUAAGUAGCUAUCGCGUAAACAAGUGUUGAAUAAUAGCAAAUCAUUUCAGAAGGCUCGGUGGCCACCUGAGUUUCGCGUUGUUGAGCGGAAGCAGUUAAACUUCGGAUAGCUAUCAGGAUACUUGAUUUGCGGAUUGAUAUCACGAUUGGAUUAUGCCAAAGGAAUUAUUUAUGGAAAUGAUACAUACCUGAUGAUUACGAAUAUUCUUGUGUCUUCGGAAGUUCAAUGGCAUAGUGAAUCAGUCUCCUUUAUCUUGGAAAUAAUUGUCUGGAAUAUACCCGCACUGUAUGUGCUGAUUUGACCGGGAACCGUUCGACAUUGCCAUAAGUGAGCGCGUUAUUGAUUUCUUCUGAGUUCGCUUCAUUACAGAUGCUCUUUCUCAUCAUAGGAGGACCCCUCGAAUGGACUCAUUCUGGGCACGUGCCUACACACUGCCACCACCUUUAUGGAUCCAUAAAACCAUCUCGGUAUAUAACCAUUCCGAUCGAUACCAACUAAUUAUAUCGCGCGUGAGAAACGUGUGUUCGCAGCUGCCUACAGGUCACCCCAGCAAGUCAAACCUUGCUUGGGAUUUCUUUUGGAGUCGCACCAUCGGAGUAAAUACUGAGAUGAUGAUCGUAUCUUAGAUAUCAUAUCGCCAUUGAGACACGCUAGUUGUGAUCGAUUGAUUUUUAUUAAUGGAAUGUGAGUCCUCAAGGUCUUCAGGUGCCUGAUCUUCAAGAUUGUUUGCGUUUUUAAAAUUAUUUUGUGGAUGAUUCAAGGUGUUGUUACUUCAUCACUUUAGCCUUUUCUUGCGCACCGGUAAUGUUAAUAUGACACUUGAUGAAUUUCUUUUACUGCGUACCGUGGAGGUUUCUUCGCAACGUGUAUGAUACCGUGCGAAUCUGCAUGCUAGAUGUGGCUCAAGUUGACCUGAGAACCCAAAGCCUCGCAGAGAAAUCUGAAACAGACAUGGAGGUCAAAAAGUCCGAAGAAGACUUAGAUGUCAUGAAACCAAAACAGAUUGAAGUAUGGCUUGAUGCACACCGUGAAUGGUUCGAAAACUACUUCUUGAAGGGCGCAAACAGAGACUUGGUUGAGAGGUGGCUUGACUUACACAAAAACGAAGAUACGUCUUCGCCACCUAGCUCGUCUAGUCCGACGAAUACACCAAGUCCAAACUCUCCAGGUCCUAUUACCAAUCAACCAAUACAACCGAUACAUCCACUCUCUCCUCACACUAAGAGAAGAGUGACAUUGUCCGAACCAGAAGAUAAAUCCGAGAGCAAUUCAUCGGAUGAAGGGAUUGCGAACAUCCCUGUGAGACCCCGAUCAGGGUCAAGGCAAUACCUAAGACAGGACUUUGCAAAAGCGCGCUCUAAGACUGUAUUUAGCACGUGGGCUGCUGGAACUGGUGCGCGUGAAAGUUCUAUGCAAUUAGAUUCGGAGCCGUUGUCGCCGAAAGAGAGAGCCAUGGGUGAAGGCCCUGGCAAAGGCUUCACAGGCCGGAGGAGGUUACGCCGAGCUUCGACGGUGCCACCACCUCAAAACUUUGCAAGUACUCUGAGUUCUUUGCUGGAACCUCGGGUACGGUUACCGCAUCGCACUAGCAUAACCCACGAGGCCAAGCUUCAGCUACGAUCAGCAAACGAACGCGAGUUUUUCCUGGCCCUCGUCAAAGACAUCUCGCAUGAUCUAGAUUUGAACAGCCUCCGUGGUAAGAUUCUCUCUAACGUGAGUAUUCUCGUGGACGCCGAACGCGUGGAACUGUUCUUGUUAGAAGGACCUAAAGGGAAGGAAGUACUAGUAUCAAAGAAACGUGAUCUCUCGCCGGGAGCUCCUACACAUCGCCCUACAGAUUGGCUACUUGGAUUUGGAAAGACGGAUCAAGAAGGAUCUAUUACUGUCAAGGUUGGCGAGAGCUUGGUUGGAAAGGUUGCAGAGACCGGCCGCGCGGUCAAGAUAUCGAGUCCUGUUGAGGCUCGUCCCACAACUUGUGAAAACUGUGCAAACUUCUCCCCAAACUGUCACGUGCGAAUCAUGAAAUACGGCUCAUACCUUCCGGAACCGCCAUGUUUGAAUGACGUACAACCAAAUCUUGGGUCCAGGGCGGAAUCGCUGCUAUGUCUGCCUAUUAGGAACAGUGAGGAUGACGUCAUCGGUGUAGCAUUGGUGAUCAAUAAAGUUACAGGAGCGACGUUUUCCCCAGAUGACGAAAAGCUCUUAGAGACAUAUCUGACGUUCUGUGGAAUAGGGAUCAGCAAUGCGAUGCUCUUUGAUACAUACAUGAAGGAGUAUGACAGAAAUAGGAAACUCUUGGAGGUUGCCCAUGACCUGUUUGAAGAGCAGACAAGUUUAGACAACGUUGUUCAGAAAACGAUGCAGAGGGCCCAGUCAUUACUCAAGUGUGAACGCUGCUCAGUAAUGAUCAUCAAAGAUCCAUCAGCCGAGACAAUCACGUUUUCAAAGGUGUUCGAUCUCACUGGGUCAACUUCAAACGGUCACACGAAUCCGACCUUCGCAUCGGGGGACAUCAAAUUAUCCAAUGGCAUCAUUGAACAAGUGGCAAUAAGUGGGGAACGUGCUAACAUCAGUGAUGCACAGAAUGAUCCAAGGAUUGACAAAGAGUUAGACAAGGCGAUAGGCUUCCAAACCAAGUCACUACUAUGCAUGCCCAUUCGAGAUAACAAGUGCCAGACGAUAGGUGUCGCCCAGGUUCUGAAUAGGACAGAUGGAUUCCCAUUCGAUGAGAACGAUGAACAGCUAUUUGAGGCAUUCACGAUAUUCUGUGGUCUGGGUAUCAAUAAUACUAUCAUGUUCAACGAGGUGACCAAGGCAAUGGCAAAGCAACAGGUUGCAUUAGAAGUUCUCUCAUAUCACGCCUGUACCACGAAACAAGAGGUCAGAGCUUUAAAGGAUGCACGUCUUCCAGAUAUCAAGAAGCUUAAGCUGGUUCGGUUCGAUUUCGAUGACUUCUCAUUGGAGGCAGACGAGAUGUUAAAAGCAUCUCUCAAGAUGUACAUCCAGACAGGCUUUCUCGAUAAAUUCAAGAUUAGUCAAGAUGUGUUAAGUCGGUGGUUGUUGACGGUGCGGAAGAAUUACAGACCUGUUGCAUACCACAACUUCAGACAUGCCUUCAACGUUCAACAGGUCAUGUUCGCCAUAUUGCAGAAUACUGGCGUAGCGAAGUACCUGACUGAUAUCGAACAGUUAACACUCCUCGUUGGUUGUCUGUGCCACGACCUGGAUCAUAGAGGGACGAAUAAUGCUUACCAAGAAAAGUCACAAUCGCCCCUAGCACAGUUGUAUGGUUCAAAGGCUACCAUGGAAUAUCAUCACUUCAAUCAUGCAGUCAUGAUCCUUAGUAGCCAGGGUCAUAACAUCUUCGGGAACCUGUCAUCUGAGCAAUACAGCGAGGCAAUGAAUAUUCUCAAGCAUUCAAUAAUCUCAACUGACCUCGCUCUUCACUUCAGUAAGUUUUCUCUUAUCCCCUCCAACAUGCUCAGGGUCGCCAAAUUAAAACAGAACAACCUCGUGUAUCUUUCUCAUUUCACCCAUAGUGCCUUGUUCCUUGAAAAGGUAUAGGUUUGAUGGCGUGCGAAGUUGUGCCCUGUAGUACGUUAGGUUUUUCAGACCGACUCGAUCACUAAAAUAUCCGUAAAUUUAUGAAAACUUGUACAGGGAACAAAAUAUUAUAUAUA
This is a messenger RNA of Lytechinus variegatus (green sea urchin), 3836 nucleotides long. Its product is annotated as dual 3',5'-cyclic-AMP and -GMP phosphodiesterase 11A-like. Gene Ontology annotation, molecular function: 3',5'-cyclic-nucleotide phosphodiesterase activity; protein binding. The record is from RefSeq and is a predicted model, not a curated record. Lineage: Eukaryota; Metazoa; Echinodermata; Echinoidea; Temnopleuroida; Toxopneustidae. Gene Ontology annotation, biological process: signal transduction. Bases 979 to 3720 code for a protein of 913 amino acids. The transcript has 15 exons.